Molecule: messenger RNA, 1906 nt
Organism: Thlaspi arvense
Lineage: Eukaryota; Viridiplantae; Streptophyta; Magnoliopsida; Brassicales; Brassicaceae
Source: the annotation of a GenBank genome assembly
UCAGUGACAGCUUCAUCCCACAUGAGAACUAUUUUUGUCAGUAUCAGUACCAAUCUCAAUCAUUAAUUCACAAUCAAUUAUAUAUUUUACAUUUAUUUUGCGGUCAAAGGACAAAUAUCUUAAAUAUCUUCGUCCCAUGUCCAGACUUCACUUAAAUCUUUUACCUAUAAAUACCAAAUUCAAGAACCAAAUUCUUCACAUCUCUCUCUCUCCCUCUAUCUCUCUGUUUCCUGGAAAAUUUUCUCUCGUAGAGUUAGCGUUAGAGAGAGAGAGAGAGAGAGAGAGAGAGAGAGAGAGAGAGAAUGGCAAUUCAGGAAAUCAAAGAUGUCGAGAGGGGUGAUAUCGUAAAUAAGGUGGAGGGUCUAGGGAAUCCAUUGUUGAUGUUGAAGAGUGUGGAGGAUCAAGAUGAUGAAGAAGAGAGAGAGAUUAAUGAAUCUUACUUGAUGGUUUUCUUUAGCACUUUUGUUGCUGUCUGUGGCUCCUUUGAAUUUGGCUCUUGUGUUGGAUACUCAGCGCCAACUCAAUCAUCUAUAAGACAAGAUCUCAAUCUCUCCCUUGCAGAGGCUAUGAGAAUGUCAGCUUGCUUCUGUAUUACUGGCUGGCUCGCUGUCUUCUUCUCCAAGGGUGCUUUAUUACUUGAUAUAGGAAGGUUCUCAACAGGAUAUGGAAUUGGAGUUUUUUCUUAUGUGGUGCCUAUGUACAUUGCUGAGAUAUCUCCCAAGAAUCUACGAGGUGGACUCACAACACUGAACCAACUCAUGAUUGUGAUCGGCUCAUCAGUUUCUUACAUGUUCGGAUCUCUCAUUUUCUGGAAAACUCUUGCACUUACCGCACUUGCCCCCUGCAUUGCUUUGCUCUUUGGUUUGUGCUUCGUACCUGAAUCUCCCCGAUGGCUGGCACAAGCAGGCCGUGAGAAAGAGUUUCGCGUAGCUCUACAAAAGCUGAGAGGAAAUGAUACAGAUAUCACCAAUGAAGCAGAAGAUAUCCAAGUCUCGAUUCAAUCUCUUGAGAUUCUACCAAAAGCAAGAAUCCAAGAUCUUGUCUCCAAGAAGUAUGGUCGAUCUGUCGUUAUUGGUGUUUCCCUGAUGGUAUUCCAACAAUUUGUGGGAAUCAAUGGGAUAGGAUUCUACGCAAGCGAAACGUUUGUUAAAGCCGGACUUUCGUCUGGGAAACUUGGAACAAUCGCUAUCGCUUGUAUUCAGGUGCCCAUUACUGUUCUUGGAACAAUCUUGAUAGAUAAAUGCGGAAGAAGGCCACUAAUAAUGGAACAAAGCUUGUUGCUUGAAUGGGUUCCUGUCUUAGCCGUGGGAGGUGUACUUAUCUAUAUAGCUGCUUUCUCCAUUGGGAUGGGACCUGUUCCUUGGGUGAUAAUGUCUGAGAUAUUUCCGAUAAACGUGAAGGGAAUCGCAGGAAGCUUAGUGGUACUCGUGAAUUGGUCUGGUGCAUGGGCUGUUUCUUACACUUUCAACUUCCUCAUGAGCUGGAGCUCUCCAGGUACAUUCUACAUUUACUCUGCUUUUGCAGCAACGACGAUUAUCUUUGUGGCCAAGAUGGUGCCUGAAACUAAAGGGAAGACACUCGAAGAGAUCCAAGCUUGUAUUCGAAGAGAAACAUAAGUUGAAAGAUACAAUCAAUUUUAUGGAAAAAUGAUCCAAAGAGUCGUGUUUUUUUUUUCUGCCGAUGGUGAGCUCUCAAGGUGGUUUAGAGUAAAAUAUUGCCGGGAGAUACACCGGUGAAAUUCCGACGAUGAAGAUUUUGAGUAAAAGUUUGUUUUUAUUUAUUUGUUUGUUCAUGUCAAAGUUUUCAUCAAUUAGUUUUGGAUUGGUUAUAUCGUGGAAAAUUAGAAGAAAAGUUAAUGUAAUGGUAAAGAAUCAGUCAAGCAAUAAAAGACUUGGUUUGGCUCAAU